Anguilla anguilla (European eel) is the source of this 1584-nucleotide messenger RNA. Its product is annotated as properdin-like. The record is from RefSeq and is a predicted model, not a curated record. The transcript is spliced from 9 exons. Bases 133 to 1467 code for a protein of 444 amino acids. Lineage: Eukaryota; Metazoa; Chordata; Actinopteri; Anguilliformes; Anguillidae.
UGUAGAGAAAAUAAAUGGAUUAAGGGGGACGGAGAGACAAUAAAAGGAGAGAAACAGGGACAGAGAAGAGUGGAAGGAAAACAGGAAAGAAUCAGUGACAGAAAGAGCUUGACAGAAGGAGGAGACCGCAAAAUGUUGCUGUGGACUUUAUACUACAUGCUUUUGGCUGCCCAGGAGUCAGUGUCCGAGAAGGCGCAGUGUUACCAGCAUUUCGACGCUCAGCUUGGGAGUUGUAGCCACCUCCUGGGAGAAGCCGAGGUGGACGCCUGCUGCCUCAACCCGCGCUUCGGCUACAAAGACUCCGAUGGAGUCUGUCAUUCCUGCCGGCCUGCUAAGUGGACAGAAUGGGGCCCGUGGGGGUCCUGCACCGUAUCCUGCCUGGAAGGGGUUCAGCAGCGCAGGCGGUUCUGCUACGGGCUGGGCACCUGCAAGGACACCCAAAAGGAGGGGAGCCUGGAGACCAGGCCCUGCGAGGAGAAGACCUGCUGCCCUAGGCAGGGAGGCUGGGCAGAGUGGGGGCAGUGGCAGCCAUGCUCAGUGACCUGUGGGACUGGGCAAAAGCUGAGGGAGAGAACGUGCUCGUCACCGCCCCCUGUCUGCGGGGGUAGCUGCAGUGGUCAGAGCAGGGAAUAUGCUUCCUGUGACACCGGAAAGGUCUGCCCAGUCCAUGGUGGCUGGUCAGACUGGGGCGCUUGGGGUGCCUGUGACAAAAACUGCACGAGAGAGGGGUCCUCUCCACCCCAACGUCACAGCUUUCGCACCUGUACCAACCCCGCCCCCUCCACCGACCCCCCAGGCCUGCCAUGUCCUGGGUCAGAAAAAAGGUCGGAGCACUGCGUGGGCCUGCCGUACUGUGCCGUGCACGGAGGCUGGGGGCCGUGGGGCGCGUACUCCGAGUGCUCGGUGACCUGCGGCCUAGGACAGAGAGAGAGGACGCGAGCGUGCAACAACCCCGAACCCCGACACGGCGGCCAGCGCUGCACCGGAGACCCCGUCUCCAUCGACAUGUGCAACACGCGUGUCCACUGCCCAGUGGAUGGCGAGUGGUCGGAGUGGAGCGAGUGGUCGGAGUGUAAGAGGGCGGGCAAGGACAUCCGGUGCAAGACGUACUCUCCAGGCCGGCAGAGCAGAGAACGCGUCUGUGAGCACAGGGAAUGGAACGGGACUCACUGCCCAGGGUCCAUCCAAGAAAGCAGGCCCUGCUACGACAUUCAGGGAUGCAAGAUGAAUGGUAACUGGAGUGACUGGGGACCCUGGGGUCUCUGUCAGCCCAACUGUGGACCCCAAGCCCAGAAGACCAGGACCCGAACUUGCGUGUUGGACUAUUCUCAGUACACGACCCUAAAGAUUGGGCCAAACAAGGAGACCGCCCAUUUUGCAGGAAUACCCUUUGCACGAUGUCCGAGAUUGGAAGCAAAGGAGAAGACCAGGAGUGAACCCUGUCUCAAUGUUCCCCCCUGCACUUAACAUGAACCCGGCCCCAACAUCCCCCCUGCAUCCAACCCUAACCCUGCCCCAACAUCCCCCCUGUACCCAACCCUAACUUGGCCCCACCACCCCCCCGCAUCCAACCCUAACCCUGCC